This is a messenger RNA of Cuscuta campestris, 1052 nucleotides long. The record is from the annotation of a GenBank genome assembly. Lineage: Eukaryota; Viridiplantae; Streptophyta; Magnoliopsida; Solanales; Convolvulaceae.
AUCUACCAUUUCUCUGAAUAAUUAUUGCGGUGAAUUCGCUAGGAAUCAUCCCAAUUCGAGAAGAAGCAGAGAGAAUCAUAUGGAUGCUGAAGGGAAUCACACGGGCCAUUUCAAGCUAUGGAGCGAAUUGGAAUUGCGGGAGUUCCCGGAAAAGUUCGUAAUCAGACCGCGGGAAUCUCCGGAUCUAGGUUUUUCCGUCAGCCGCUCCGAUGGUUCGAUCGAGAAGCUACACGGGGAGACGAGUACUGGAGAGCCUUCAAAGGUUUCUAAAAUAUAUGGGGUUGUUGGAACCAUUAGACUGCUAGCAGGAGCACAUAUAUUAGUUAUAACUUCUCACAAGGAAGUGGGAACUUAUCUUGGUUUUCCUGUUUUUCGGGUGACAUCCAUGAAGUUCCUGUCUUGCAAUGUGGUGUCCAAGUAUCUAACCAGUGAAGAAAAAAAAGAUGAAGCAUACUUCACGAAUUUGUUGAAAGUAGUGGAAUCAACACCAGGGCUAUAUUUUUCUUAUGAAACAGAUGUAACACUGAACUUGCAGAGAAGAUACAAAUUGGCUAAAGGUUGGACGAGAAAACCAGUAUGGAAACAGGCCGAUCCAAGGUUUGUUUGGAACAGGAAUCUGCUGGAGGAGCUAAUUGAGAAUAAGCUUGAUGGAUUUAUCAUUCCUCUAAUACAAGGAAAUAUCCUUAAUGCACCUGUCUAGCUUCCUGACCUAAGCAUCUGCUGAUAUUGAGAGGAUCGGGCAUAGAUCUUGAUCAUUAGCAGCCAAAUUUCACUUUCUGUUGCAUGUUGGUUCCUUAACAAAACCUAAGCUUUCAGGGUGCACAGUUGAAGUUCAGAGGUUCAUCAGCUACAGUGUCAUUGAUAUCAAGAAGGUGUACCCGACGUUUAGGAACCAGAAUGUGGAGAAGAGGAGCUAACCUAGAGGGUGACACGGCUAAUUUUAUUGAAACUGAGCAGUUUCUGGAGUUUGGGAGUUUGAGGUCUUCAUUUUUACAGGUAUGCAAUUUAUGCUAUUUGAGUUUCUCAUUGAGACAUAAAGUUUGUAUCUUGCC